AUGUCCAAGUCAAAGUAUGUCGAGGACGAAUACGACGAACUCGGCAGUGACGCUGAAGAUACUCCAAUGACUGCUCCCGACCAAGACGACUUACAAGAUGAAGACUCGGAUCAAGACGACGACGACGACGAAAUGGAUGAACUAGCUUCCGAUUCAUAUUCUCAAGGCGACGAAGCUGAAUAUGGUCGUCCUCCUUCCAGAGCUCGUGCUGCAAAAAGCAAGACGAAAGCUCCUGCCACCAAGGCUGUCAAAUCAUCUGGAAGUGAUCGUAGACGAAGUAAAGGAUCUCCAAGUGGUAGUAGUACCGGUAGUAGUCCGCGCCAUGGUGGUAAAAGUGCUGGCAAGGCUAAAGGAAGGAAGAGUCGUUUGUCUGGCAAGAUGACUUCCGAAGAGGACUUUGACGACGACGAUGACGAAGAUCAAGCCAUGGAUGAAGACGAAGAUGAAGAUGAAAUGGCUUACGAAACUCCAAACUCAUCAAAACCCGCCAAAAAGAACGACAGGAAACGUAAAAAGCCAUCGUCAUCAAAGAGCCAGUCAUCAGCUUCAAAAUCCAAACUUGUACCAUAUGAUCCUGUCGUCAUUCCUAUGGGCGGUGAAAUGACACCACAGACUGUAGACAAAUUUUUGGGAUGGCGUGUCAAUCCUGAAAAUCCUGCUGAGGAGCAAAUGUUGGUCAAGUAUAAGAACAUGAGUUACUAUCACGCUCAGUGGCUUCCAAGAGAAACAGUUGAAUUCAACAAGAUGGCUGCUGUCCGAGUACGACGAUUCUUGGAAAAGCCAGCUUGGGAAACUCAAUGGAAUGAAGAUGAAUUCUUCAAUCCCUCCUUUGUCAAGAUUGAUCGUCUUGUUGAUGAAGGAGAAUUGGAAGGUGCCAUCUACUUUUUGGUUAAAUGGGGCUCGUUGACUUAUGAUAUGUGUACUUGGGAGACUCAAGAGACUGUCAAAGAGAUUGAUGAAGAUAAGAUUGCGGAAUUCCAUGCAUCACGAGUCCUGCUUACUGAAAAGCGAGAAAGCCAACUCCGUGGUGAUGUUCGACCGCCAUUCAAAAACUGGAAGAAGAUUGAAAUAUCACCAACAUACAAGGACGAUCACGAAUUACGACCCUACCAACUCGAAGGUCUCAACUGGCUCACAUAUUGCUGGUUUAACAAACAAAACAGUAUCUUGGCCGAUGAAAUGGGUCUUGGUAAAACCGUACAAUCUGUCGUCUUUCUACAUAACUUGUAUGUCAAUGAGAAGGUUAUGGGACCCUUCUUGAUUAUUACUCCACUUUCCACUAUUGGUAAUUGGGAGAGAGAAAUCAAGGGCUGGACUGAUCUGAAUCUGGUCGUGUAUCAUGGUAAUGAAAUGGCGAGAAACUUGAUUGUGGAUACAGAGUUCUAUUAUCGUGAUGGCAAGAAUCAAAUAAUUCCUGGUGUCCACAAAUUUGAUAUAAUCUUGACAACAUAUGAAAUGGCCAUGGCUGGUGUUGCUCAACUCAAACCCAUCCAAUGGCGAACUGUCAUAUUGGACGAAGCCCAUCGUCUAAAAAAGAACACAUCAAAAAUAUCAGAGACUCUCAAGGCCUACAGGAUGGACCACAGAGUCCUCUUGACUGGUACUCCAUUACAAAACUCGUUAGAAGAGUUGUGGUCUCUACUCAACUUUCUUGAACCAUCAAAGUUUGCGGACGAAAGGGUCUUCCAAAACGAGUAUGGGAACUUGCGAGAUGCUGCUGAUGUUGAACGAUUGCAGCUGCUCUUGAAACCUUUAAUGUUGAGACGUUUGAAGGAGGAUGUUGAAAAGAGUAUUCCGGUCAAGGAGGAGACUAUUAUUGAAGUCGAGUUGACUACGAUGCAGAAGAAGUGGUAUCGAUCUAUUCUUGAAAAGAACUUUACAUGGCUCAAAGCCGGUAGUGGUAAAAAGACAAAUACCCCGCAGCUCAUCAACACCAUGAUGGAAUUACGAAAGUGUUGCAUACACCCAUUCCUCUUGAAAGGUGCUGAAGAGCAAAUCUAUGCCGAGUAUGGUGCUCAUACCAACGAAGAGCAAUUCUCUUGUCUCAUUGAAGCAUGUGGCAAGAUGGUCUUGAUUGAUAAGUUGCUGAAGAAGCUCAAGGAUGGCAAACAUAAGGUUUUGAUAUUCUCACAAAUGACCAAAUGUUUGGAUAUCAUUCAAGACUACUUGCGACGUAAGGCUUAUGGCUUUGAGCGUAUUGAUGGGUCUGUUCGUGGUGAUGUUCGUCAAGCUGCCAUCGACAGAUUCUGCUCUGGUGACUCUGAGAGCUUUGUCUUCUUGUUGUGUACUCGUGCCGGUGGUGUUGGUAUCAAUCUGACUGUUGCUGAUACUGUCAUUAUCUUUGACUCUGAUUGGAACCCUCAGAAUGACUUGCAAGCACAGUCACGUUGUCAUCGUAUUGGUCAGACCAAGGCUGUACAGAUAUACAGAUUGAUCACACGAGGAACAUAUGAACGAGAAAUGUUUGAUCGUGCUAGUAUCAAACUGGGUCUCGAUCGUGCUGUCCUUCAACGAAUGGGCUCUGGAGGUGGUGGUAUUGGUCCAGAUGAACAACCCACGCAACUCUCCAAGAUGGAAGUCGAGACCUUGUUGAAGAAGGGGGCUUAUGGAGCCUUCAUGGACGAUGAAGCUUCAAAGGCAUUCUGUGAAGAAGAUAUAGAUCAAAUCCUUGAACGACGUACCCAAGUAAUCAAGCACGAUGCUAAUGAUACUCGAGAUGCACAAGGAUCCAUCUUCUCUAAGGCUAGUUUUGCCUCGGCCGAAACGGACGCGGUUGCCUUGGAUGAUCCAGAGUUUUGGGAUAAAGUAGCUCAGAAGGCUAGUUUGAAUGUAGUCCAUCAACAAGCAGCACCAACACUCAUUAUGGAAGGAGCUCGAGAACGUCGUCAAACACAACGAUUUGGUGGUAAAGACGAUGACGACUCUGCCUCGGAAGUAGAUAUAGCAGCCGUGAUACGAGAAGUGACUGCAGCCGAAAAGAAAAUCAAACCCCAAGAUUUAUUAAAGCCAUGGUCUGGUACUGAACGUCAACGAUUUGAACGACGACUCAUGAAUUAUGGAUUUGGACAAUGGGAUAAAAUGGCGCGGAUAUUUAAUCGUCGUAGUAUUCCUGAUUUGAAGGCUGCCGGACGACUCUUGUUGCAGCAUUGUAUUACUCAACCUCAAGUUGUCGACCUCGAGUUGGCUAAACAAGGAAAGGAGAUUAUUGAUGCGGAUGCUCCUGCUCCUGAAGGUGUUGGACCAGAGAUUCCCUAUCUUGGUGCUACGCAAAAUCAGAUUCUCGAGUUCAAAUCCUUCUUAGAAGAUACGACUAUAGAUCAUAGAGCCAAUUUAGGUCGUCGUGCCAAAUCCAUUCUUACUCGUAUCGUCAUGUUGUGGAGUGUAAAGAGCAAGAUUGAUCCACAUCCUGGUACAAUUGUUCCAGUAAUACAGAGCACACCUCCAGCACCAUGGUGGGGACUUGAUGAAGACCGUGACUUGCUCAUUGGUGUCGUCAAGCAUGGAUAUGGCCAAUACGAUAACAUGAAGGUGGAUCCCGAGCUUAUAUUCUCUCAAAAGAAAUGGGCCAAGAAUGAUGAAGAGUAUGUUCUUAUGGAUGAAGGCGGUAAUGCUGAUGAAAAGAUGGAUGCAGAUGAUAUGCUUGAUGAUGCUCCUCUUCCUGGUGUCAAGACUGAAGAUGGUUUGACGUCUGAUAUUAAGAUGGACGGCGAUAUGGAUGAUUUUGAUGAUGUCAAGCCACCAAUACCCAUUGUAAAACAGGAUGUUGCAGCUCCAGCUCCACAUUCAGAGAAUGGGUUUGCUGGUCCUAGUAGCAGUCAAGAAGGGAAACCACCAGUACCAGAAACCGAUAUGAUGGCUGUAGAUGUAAACCCCAUUAUAAAAUCGGACGAGAAUGGAAUGGAUAUAGACCAUCAUGAUGGAGAGAAUGGUCAAGCAUCAGCAGCAGAAGACGUCAAACCACCACCUGCCGAACGAGUCAUUGUAGAAAUUGAUUUAGCUACUGGACUACCAUUUGGUGUCUAUCGAUGGCCUACUUCUGCUGAUCUUGGUGUGCGUAUAAAACGUCUAGUUGCUGGAUUCCAACGAGCUGCUGCUGCUGAGAAGAAGGCAUCUCUACGUCGAGAAAAGGAUCAAGCUCGUGUAAAAGUCAAGAAGGACAAGGAGAUUGAGAAAUCCAAAUCCAAGGAACGAGACUUGACUAAACGAGAAAAGGUUGAUUUCGUAAGGAUGCUCCACUCCUUCGGUGUAGAGACCGUACCAGGAGAACCCAAUGUCCGUGACUGGAAUCGAUUCCGUCAAAUCGCCAAUCUAGAACGUAAAUCGAGUGGUGUCUUGGAAGCCUACUACGUAAAACUUAUUUCCUUGUGUCAUGAAUGUAUUGAAAAGUUUGGACAAAAGGAUGCUGCAAAUGGCGGUGGUAAUGCUGCUGGUCACGAAGAAGAUGAUGACGACGAUCUUGAAGAAGCACCAGCUCCCAAGAAGGGUGAUCGAGUAACUACCAUUACACGAGAUGGAGAUGCCAUGAAUCUCAUCCGUGCUCGACGAAUACUCUUCCAUGUUGAACUCUUCCGUAAAUUACGACAAGAGGUCAUUACUAGUCCUGUUUUGGAUGCUCGAUUGGCUUUGGCUGUCAAACAUGAAAAGUCUGGGUUGCCUAAAUGGUAUGUUCCAGAGCUCCAUGAUCGGGCACUAUUGGAAGCUGUUGCUCGAUAUGGUAUCUUGAGGUCUGAUUUGAUGGUCCAAGACAAAGACCUACCAUUUGGUGAAAGAUUUGAAGAAUACACCAGACUCAAAGGCGGCAAAGCUAAGGAAGAGUUUGAACCUACAUCAUGGCUUGCUGAACCAUUCUGGAUGUCUGAGCAAGUCUCCAAUCGUCGUGUAGUAGCUCUGAUUGAUUUGGUGACUGCUCCAGAAGCCAAGCAGACUGUUAUUGAAGAUUAUGAAGGCAAAAUGGUUCGUCGUAAUCAGCCUCGGCGACGCAAGCCUCGUCCUUCUACCAGCAAGACACCUUCAUCUGCAAGGAAGGGUAAAGCUCGUAGUGGGUCGUUUGAUACAGACGAAGAAGAUUCUGAAGAUCCAUUCGAAGAGGAAGUUCUCGCUGGAUUUGGACCAGAAGAUGAAGCCGACAUGUUUGGUCCAGUACGAGCAAGUUCUAGGACUCCCAAGCCUCCACCUAUGGUGGAUUUGGGUGUUCUUGAACCCAAAGUCAGUCGACCUCCUCGAGUCAAGUCAUAUACACCUCCUAUAGCUGCUAUGCCAACUGUUGAGGCUCAAGGUAGUCUAGCAGUUGCACCGCCCAGGGCACCUACUCCCAUCGGUCCUAUUUCAUUGCCUCCAGUAACUCCCGUUGGUGGUGAUAGUGGUGAUGAUACUGAUGAGAUGAUGGAGCAAGCUGCAAAACGUACCAAGAAGCAACGAAAGAUCAAGGAUAAAGACCAAGACACUGAUUAUAGGACUUAUCCACGAGGUCGUAAAGGACGAACCAGUACCCCGAAGGGUGAAAAGGCUACCAAAGCUCGUAUAAAGUCAGGAACAUCGAGCCCUGCUGCUCUGACAUCUGGUUGGAAUGCACCAAUACCUAUUGCUCCGUCUCCCAUGACAUAUGGAAAUGGUAAUGAGCAACACCAAGGUGAUGCUAUGAUUAUGGCUCCUCAUCAGCCACCACCGCCGCCACAACAACAACAUAAUAUGUACCAACAACAAUAUCAAUCGAUGCCGCCAAUGUCCCAUUCACCUCUCACACAUACAAUGCCUCUCCCCCCCUCGAAUAUGGCGAUGCCACCUCAACAACAACUACAACAGCAAAUGCACCCACAACAACAACAGCAGAUGCAAAUGAAUGGCUACCCCCAAUAUUACUCUCACCCUCAACCACAACAACAUAUAGUGAUGUCUUCGUCUUCUGCUUCAGGUGCACAACCAAUGCAAAUAUCUGCAAAGCGAGCAUGGGACGAAGGUAGUGAGUGUCAUCCCCAACAACAGCAACAGAUGCAAAUGCAGAUGCAACAGCAACAACAUGAAAUGUAUGAGGAUGAAGAGGAGGACGAUGAGGAGCAACAAUGA
This is a messenger RNA of Synchytrium microbalum, 6063 nucleotides long. RefSeq lists its product as uncharacterized. The transcript is spliced from 17 exons. NCBI's taxonomy places the organism in Eukaryota, Fungi, Chytridiomycota, Chytridiomycetes, Synchytriales, Synchytriaceae. Gene Ontology annotation, biological process: regulation of gene expression; chromatin remodeling. Gene Ontology annotation, cellular component: nucleus; chromatin. Bases 1 to 6063 code for a protein of 2020 amino acids. Gene Ontology annotation, molecular function: ATP-dependent chromatin remodeler activity; DNA binding; histone binding. The record is from RefSeq and is a predicted model, not a curated record.